Messenger RNA from Peronospora belbahrii, 2256 nucleotides. The record is from the annotation of a GenBank genome assembly. Lineage: Eukaryota; Oomycota; Peronosporomycetes; Peronosporales; Peronosporaceae.
AUGAAGAAAACGACCUUGUGGAGAAAUAAUACCACGGGACAAAAUGAAAAAAAUUCUACAUCUCAUACUGUCAAUCGAGGCAGUCGACGUAGUUCAGGCAGUGCGACACCUGAAGGGGACGAAAAAUUACCACCAGGAUGGACACGGAAAGAGAGCAAGUCACAGAAAGGUCGAUACUAUUAUAUCUCUCCUGCUGGCAAGACGCAGUGGGUACCACCUCCUUCUAAAAUUCCAGUUGCAAAGAUUAAGAAAACAUUUAACUGGCUAAGCGAAGUGGAGAUUUGUUUUCAGGAAGGUCGACUGGGUGUAAGUUUACGUGAAGUUCAUCAGAUGGAGACGAUCUUGUACCCUCAAUUUCAAGCUGAAGUAGACGAUUUGCCUAAAAUUAAUGGUAAAGCCGGCCCUGCAGAGCUUCAUAAUUGGAGUGUCAAGCCACACAAACGUCUGACGAUCGGCAUGCGAGUUAUUAGUAUUGAAGAUACAUCGCUGGCCGGAUUGACAUAUAAAGAAGUGGUGCAAAAGUUAAAAACGGCGUCUCGACCGGUACGUAUAAAGUUUGCUGACGUGCAAAAGGGAACUGUGGAAGAGAAUGGUGGACGUAAGUCGGGUGGGGACAGCGCUAGUAAUGGAACCGCCAAUGAUCUAGCAGCAUCUGGGUACGGACAGUCGGCUGCAUACAUGCAACAGAAGGAGGAGUAUACGCGUGUGCUUGUGGUAGGAGAGCUCCAUACUGAAAUGUGGACAAUUGAGAACAAAAAGUUGUUACGAUCGUUGAUGAGCAUGCAGCACAAGUGGAGUACUGUGUCGAGCGAGUUUGAUAUCCUGAACACGAAACGAAUGGAGCUGCGGAAAGAGAACGAGGUGAUGAAAAGUGACAAGGAAAAGUACAAAGUCAUGAUGAAAAACCUUAAGCUUCAGGCGACUUAUGCUAUAGAGAAUCCGGAGCUUGUGCGAGCGAAUGAGCUUGCCAAGCGAAACACAGAGCUAAACGAUGACAUUUUGAAGAUGAGUUCUGGUAAUAAGCGAUUGCGAAAAGAGAGGGAUACACUGCAGGCCCAGCUAGAUGAACUGGAGAAACAGCUUACAAGUGUGGAGAAGAAAGAUAAAGACGAAGAGGAGGAUCGCGUACCGGAGGAGGAUAUUUUUGGAAUCGAGCCCUUGGCCUCGCCGAAGGAGCAGCUGUCAGCAAUAAAGAAAAAGAGACGCGGGCUUGAAGACGAGUUGAACAAGGAACAGCGCAAGGCCAACAAGGUACAGAAAGAGAUGGAGCAGCUGACGAAGCAUUACACCAGUCUUGGAAACGAGGAGUCAGGGCUUAGCUCUUUGACCUCUCACCAAUCGCAGAGUGAUGAAAAGGACAAGAAUGCGCAAGUCUCAGGCGGUCAAAAUGAUAAGACGAGUAGUAGCGGUAAUGGCGCAAACAAGGCUAGGCUGCUCAGUCAGGUGACCAAAAAGCUGGCCAAGGAAUGUCAACGGCGGCGCCAAAAGAUUAAGGACGAGCUCAAGGAUGCACAAGACGAGCUUCAUCGACUUAAAACACAUGGCAAAACAGGAGCACCUUCUACGCGAUCUGAAUCUACUCGCAAAGAGAAGGCUUCGGCGGAAGCUGCAACCGCGUCAAAUCGUCACGUUUCGUCGUCGUCCUCGAAAAAAUCGAAGCGGUCAGGGUCGAUUCACAAGGACACAUUAAGUCCGUCAACCCCUGACACAAGCAGUGACACUACGGGUAGCUCACGUGCAGGAAAAAUGCCGACGCUAAGUGGCUUCUUGGAAAAGGGUCCAACGGAAUGGGCUGACCGUGGUCUCAUUAGCGGCAUGAAGACCAUGCGUGGUGCCCGUGAGCGAUGGUGUGUGAUCACCGCCGAUGGGUUCCUCAAAUACUACAAGCGUCGUGGUGACUCAGUCGUGCGCGGUGAAAUUAACCUUGGUGAGAAGAGUUUUGAGGUCCUCGCAGACGACCUACGACACGGAAAGGAGUUUGUGCUGAGUACAGAUGAGCAGCAGUCUCACUUCUUUACGAAAAGUUCACAGGAGCUUAACAACUGGGUGAAAACGCUACGUGCUGCAAAUGCCUAUUUGCUCAAUGCUGCUGCUCCACCGCUGCCUCCAUCACGAUCGACACGGGGUAGUGGUGACAAGCAUGCGCGUACCCGUAACGACAGUAAACAAGCGAAGGAGUUCAAUAUUGACGGACUAGAAGAUUCCUUGCCCGAAGAGGACGAGCAAUUUUAUGGGCGUGCUACCUUGGGCUUUUAA